UCAGUAGUCAGCUGAAUUUGUGUUUUGGUGUGAAAAUGACCGCAGAAACAGUUCAAAAUACAACAAAAACGUUUAAAUUCUCGUUUCCAACAUGUACCAACGAAGAUUUGCUGUUCAAAUUAGAGGUCCCCGUGGAGAUACCGCACAGCGGGUCCACACGAGAGCUCGUGCAAAGAGUUAUGAACAUGUUUCACAUUCCAGUGUAUUUAGAAGAUGAACUCAAUGAAAAGCUUGCUGAAUUUGUCACUGAAGAGACAAAAAACUUCCACAAUGACCGUGAUGAAAAGCUCCUUAAUCAGCUCAAAAACAGUGAACUUAACGUAGAAGGCAUCGUCAAAAACUGGGAGAAGAUGUUCAAGGACAACGUCAUGGAGUUUGCAGAACAAAAAGGAACGUCGGACGAGGAAGUGUUUGCUGCAGCGUACCAUAAGCUUGUGCAUUCACCGGCGUUAGAAACGAUACUGCAAGUUGAAAAUUCAUACGCUAAGACUGUGAUGAAUACUGUGAAGAAUAGGGAUGAAGAUAUCAAGGUCCUAACUCAGAGGCAAACAGAAGAAAUGGAAGAGAAAGUCCGGCUCCUAAACCUAUCAACAACAGAGGAGGAGAUCAACGAGCUAGCAGCCGAGCACUUCGAACAACAGAGCCUGGCGGCCGGCCGCUGGGGCUCGCAGCUCGAUGCCUUGGCUCAGGCGCAGCGGGCGCAUUAUAGGGCUUGGCUCAUGCGCACACUUGAACAGUACCAGCAUAGCGCGCAACUGCAUACGCCCACCAACUCUCCUCUCGGCACGUUCUCGCCUCCGCUAGCGGCUGAGGGCGGAGCGCCUCGUCCGCGGCUGGAGGAGAGCUUCACCAUCCACCUGGGCAGCCAGCUCAAGCAGACGCACAACGUCCGCAUCGUCGCUAUGGACAUGCGGGACUUGUGCACGCUCGACCAUGUCGACAACCCCCUGGAAUCGUCUCGUCGGUUGCAAACAUCCCUAGGAUUAUAUUCGACUGAGUUAUCAGCGUGCGUGCUGAUAAGCGAUCGCGUGCCGCCCGACGCACUGCCCGCCGCCGCCGCCGCUACGGAACAUCACUUUCCAUCUGUGGACGCACAGCUAAGGGAGAUUGCUGAUAGGAUUAAGGAGCCGGCGGAGGCCCGCAACGCUCAGCGGCUUCGCGAGCAGCAAUCAAACGGGAACACAGUUGGGACCGCCAGCAAGGCUCGCUGGCGGCAAGCGAUGCAGCCGGGCGACGCGCUGGUCACGCGCCACAGCAACCUGGCCGAUGUCCACGUCGUCUUCCAUCUGCUGGCUGAUGAUGCGCCGCUGAGGACCGGCGACAUCACGUCGCGGCACCCGGCCAUCCUGGGGCUGCGGAACAUCCUGAAGGCGGCCUGCUGCAACGACGUCACCAGCAUCUCCAUCCCGCUGCUGCUCAGGAACGACUUGUCAGAGGAAACAACAGCAGCAUGGUGCCUCCGCCGCGCAGAACUAGUUCUAAAAUGCGUGAAAGGAUUCGUGCUUGAAGCAGCCGGCUGGGGCGGCGCGGAGCCUCGAACCUUACACUUCUGUGCGCCGCCCGCCACCGCGCCUGAACUAUUCCACGCGCUCGCAAACCUACUGCCGACGAUAUUCCGCAUCUCCAACCCGGUUAAAGUCAAGCCGCCGGCGUCAUGAUUGAUGGACAGAUAGGACGAGAAUGUAAACAGCUAAACGGGCUAGGAUGCGCGCCACGAUAUAAUUAAUCGUGUAAGAUCGACAAAAUGCCUCUAUAGUCUGGUCUGUGAGCACGUAGAAUUUUGUCCAAUGACCCCAAGCUACCCAUCCUUAUCGCUCGCGCGUAAUUAU
Ostrinia furnacalis (Asian corn borer) is the source of this 1829-nucleotide messenger RNA. RefSeq names its product protein C12orf4 homolog. Gene Ontology annotation, cellular component: cytoplasm. The transcript has 8 exons. The record is from RefSeq and is a predicted model, not a curated record. NCBI's taxonomy places the organism in Eukaryota, Metazoa, Arthropoda, Insecta, Lepidoptera, Crambidae. Bases 36 to 1658 code for a protein of 540 amino acids.